Molecule: messenger RNA, 5882 nt
Organism: Myotis davidii
Lineage: Eukaryota; Metazoa; Chordata; Mammalia; Chiroptera; Vespertilionidae
Gene: SLC24A1
Product: solute carrier family 24 (sodium/potassium/calcium exchanger), member 1
Exons: 10
Coding region: 659-4000 (1113 amino acids)
Biological process (GO): long-term synaptic potentiation; visual perception; long-term synaptic depression
Cellular component (GO): membrane
Molecular function (GO): calcium channel activity; calcium, potassium:sodium antiporter activity
Source: RefSeq, a predicted model, not a curated record
AUUAUCUCCACAUUUACAUUUAGAAUCACACAGUAGCAAAUGGAGCAUGUUGCUAACUGAGGUCUUUUGAUCUCUUAAGCCCCAGGCACUUUCUCUUGGUUCUUACAGAGCGAAUUCUGAAUCUUUCCUUCCCACAAGCUUAGAAACCCCAGGCCAUCUCUCAUUCCCAGAAGUUAGAAGCAAGUUUGAGAAGUUCCCCCCUCUUCCCCCUUCACUGCAGAGACCUAUGCAAGCCCAUCUGGGUCCCUGAUGGAAGGUGCACCCUCUUAGUCUCUGGCAAAGGCACCAAGACCCAGAACUUGUACAAGGCCCUGAUAAGCUUCUUAGAAGGGGUAUUAGCAGGGAUUGGAUAUUCUUCCCUGAGAUGCCCUUCACUCCCGACCCUGUCUUCAACUAGGAUUCCAUAAGAGAGCUGGGGGCAGGAGAAUGGGGUAGUCCUUGCUGUCUAGCUUCAGACCCACUCUUUGAGAUCCUGGAUUUUGACAAGUUUCCAGAACGGAGAAGACACCCAGAUGUCCAGGUUUGAAGGUUUGUGGAUAUCUCUUAGCUGGGCUUCAUGGAGAAAUCUUCCCUGAUCACCAACCUGAAUCCCAGAACAACCCCCAUCUUUCAGUGAACAGAAUGAGAGGCCUUCCGUAACCUGGCAUAACUGGCCAUCAUGGGGAAGUUGAUCAGGAUGGGGAUGCAGGAAAGGCGGUUACUCCUGCCAAAACGGCUUCAAUGGAGUCGCUUCCUCUUCCUACUGGGAAUGUUGAUCAUCGGUUCCACCUACCAGCACCUGAGGAGCCCUCUGGGCCUCCCCUCACUGUGGGCAGCAGUCUCUUCCCAAUACCCUGUAAAGCUGGCCAGCCGGGACCUUCCCAGCAACGAGAUGAUGACGGUGAGCAGUGACCCUCCAAGGGCUAGUUCUGAAAUGGAGGGUGAGACACUGGAACCCCAGGGCACAGUGGGCAAGGAGGAAGCAACAGCUGGCAUAACAAUGGAGAACACUCUCGAUACACCCAGAAGAAUAGCCAACAUCCCUCCCACAGAACCUAAGAAUAACUACAGCCCAACAGCAGCAGGCACAGACAGAACGAAGGAAAACACCCCAACCAGACCAAGUGGAGUACUGAAUCACUACACCCCAACUUCAAGCAUAUCAACAAUAAAGAAUUAUACCCCAGCAACGCCCAGGGGAGAAAUGAAGCACUACCCCCCAACUCGAGCCAGGGGAAAGGUGAAAAAAUACACCCAAUCCCCACAUGGUAGAAUAGUAAACUCUGCCCCAUCCACAUUCAUGACAAUGACAAGAAGCCAUGGGAUCACUCCCAGAACGACAGUGAAAGACAUUGAAACUGUGGCAACCUACAAAAUAUUGGAGACCAGCCCCUUCAAGGGAGUCGUGGAGGAAACCACCCCAACUACUAAGAGAAUAACUGAUAAGACUCCAACUUUCCUGAUAAAUGACAUAGAAACAAACAUCUUGACUUCUCCUAGGAGUGCAGUGGAUAAGAACACGCUGACUACCCCCAGAAGAGUGGACAAUAACAGCUCAACCAAUCCUCGGAGGUUAGUGGGAAAGAGCAACCUGACGACUUUCCAGGGAAUAGUUUUAGAGCACACUGCAGCCACCUCUGAUGGGCAAGUGACAGUUAGCACCAGGGUUAGGAAUCCCUCGUCCAGAACCAGUGCACCAACCACUGGAUUAUCCUUAGCCACCUUCUGGGGGCUGGCGAAGAAACCUCCCAGAGCACCAAGCACCUCAGUAACCCUCAGCAUCAGGGCAAAUCCAACCACCCAGGUUCGUCACUGUGUGGAGCCAGCUCCAGCCAUGCCCACUACCCCCUCCCCGAGCCUGACAACGGCCCCGCUCCCAGAGGCACCCAGCCCCAGUCCCUCGGCGCUGCCCCCCAGCUGGCCAGACCACCCUAAGGCAGAGUACCCCCCAGACCUGUUCAGCGUGGAGGAGCGGAGGCAGGGCUGGGUAGUCCUGCACAUCGUUGGCAUGAUGUACGUGUUUGUGGCCUUGGCCAUCGUGUGUGAUGAGUACUUUGUCCCAGCCCUGGGUGUCAUCACAGACAAGCUGCAGAUCUCUGAGGAUGUGGCUGGUGCCACAUUCAUGGCUGCUGGAGGCUCUGCCCCCGAGCUCUUCACCUCCCUCAUCGGCGUCUUCAUCUCCCACAGCAAUGUGGGCAUCGGCACAAUUGUGGGCUCUGCUGUGUUCAACAUCCUCUUUGUCAUCGGCACCUGUGCCCUAUUCUCCCGGGAGAUCCUCCACCUCACUUGGUGGCCCUUGUUCCGUGACGUCUCCUUCUACAUCCUUGACCUGAUGAUGCUCAUUCUCUUCUUCCUGGACAGCCUCAUUGUCUGGUGGGAGAGCCUGCUGCUGCUGCUGGCCUAUGCCUCCUAUGUGUUCACCAUGAAGUGGAACAAGAAGCUUGAGCUCUGGGUGAAGGAGCAGCUCAGCAGGUGGCCAGUGGCCAAGGUCAUGGCCCUCGGGGACUUCAGCAAGCCAGGUGAUGGGGCAGUGGCGAUGGAUGAGCUACAGGAGGACAAGAAGCUGAAGCUCCCGUCCGUGCUGACCCGAGGGAGCAGCUCAGCCUCUCUGCACAACAGCACCAUCCGCAGCACCAUGUACCGGCUCAUGCUCCACAGCCUGGACCCUCUGGGGGAAGCACGUUCCUCCAAGAACAGGGAUGAGGAGAGCUUGAAUCAGGAGGCCAAAGCAGAGAGCAACCCAGAAGAGGAGGAGCCAACCAAGCUCCCUGCGGUCAAGGUCACACCAGCCCCUGCUCCAGACGUCAAGGGAGAUCAGGAGGAGGAUCCUGGCGGUCAGGAAGGAGAUGUGGCUGCAGCUGAGAGCACAGGUGCAAUGACAGGCAAAGAGGCUGAAGCUCCUGGUGAAGGUGAAAAUGGAGGUGAAACUCAGCUAGAAGGUGAAGGUGAAACUGAAGCAGAAGGGAAAGGAGACAAUGAAGGUGAAGGUGAAAUCCAAACAGAAGGAGAUGCUGGUGAAGUGAAAGGUGACGCCGAAGAGCAGGGAUUCAAUGCUGGAAAUCAAGGUGAAACCAGAAGUGAUGAGAAAGGUACAGAUGGUGAAGGGGAAGGUGAUGGAGGUGAAGGUGAACAUGAAGAGAACAAGAGUGAAGUCCAAGCAGAAAUAAAAGAAAAUGAUGAAGGUGAAGGUGAACUCCCAGCAGAAGGAGAAGAUGGCAAAAUGAAAGGUGAUGGUGAAACCAAAGAGCAGGACUUCAUUGCUGAAAAUCAAGGUGAAGCCAAAAGUGUUGAGAAAGGUACAAAUGGUGAAGGAGGAGGCGAUGGGGGUGACAGUGAAGAUGAAGAUGAAGAGGAAGAUGAGGAUGAGGAUGAGGAAGAAGAGGAGGAAGAGGAAGAAAAUGAGGAGCCUUUGUCGCUGGAGUGGCCUGAGACCUGGCAGAAGCAGGCUGUUUACCUCUUCCUCCUGCCCAUUGUGUUCCCCCUGUGGCUGACAGUGCCCGACGUCCGGAGGCUGGAGUCUAGAAAGUUCUUUGUUAUCACCUUCCUGGGAUCCAUCCUGUGGAUAGCCAUGUUCUCAUACCUUAUGGUGUGGUGGGCUCACCAGGUUGGUGAAACAAUAGGGAUUUCUGAAGAGAUUAUGGGUUUGACGAUCCUGGCAGCAGGCACAUCAAUUCCUGACCUGAUCACCAGUGUGAUUGUUGCUCGGAAAGGCCUGGGAGACAUGGCCGUGUCAAGCUCUGUGGGCAGUAACAUAUUUGAUAUCACCGUGGGCCUGCCUGUUCCCUGGUUGCUCUUCUCUCUUAUCAAUGGACUACAGCCUGUUCCAGUCAGCAGCAAUGGCUUGUUCUGUGCCAUCGUCCUGCUCUUUCUCAUGCUCCUGUUUGUGAUCUCUUCAAUUGCAUCGUGCAAAUGGAGAAUGAACAAGAUCCUGGGCUUCACAAUGUUCCUCCUUUAUUUUAUAUUCCUGAUAAUCAGUGUGAUGUUAGAAGAUCGAAUCAUAUCCUGUCCUGUAUCUAUCUGAGUCCGUCACUGUUGCUCAAAGUGGACAUGGAUCAGAAAACCAUGGCAGAAGUUACUGUACCUCUUGGUACACUGAUGAAUGAACAUGAUCCAGGAGAGUGAACUGAGAGGCUGAGAGCAUCUGAUGUCAAUGUGAUACAGGAGUGAAGAUUAUCGUUGGGAACACCUGCAGCUCAUUGUGAUUAAAAAUCUCCCUUCUGGGGUCGGGGAGUGUAUGGAGUUCCAACCCUUACUGCUACAGACACUGUCACAUGGACUCCAGUAAAAGGACCCCUGGAGUCAGAGGGUGUUCUACAUGAGAUACCUGGAGGGUUGGGGCAGGCACCGUAAGACAAGCCACCAAGCUCAUGUAUUCCUGAUUAUUAAAGGGCUGCUGAUCCAGAAGAUGCAGAUGUGGGCUCUAUCUGACCCUCCUGGCUCCUGCCCCAAGCACAUGCUGCACUUCACUGUCUCCUCUGUUUCUGUUCCAAACAUGAGGUUCUACCAGGUUUGCAAUCAUCACUGGUUCAGUUACUGGUGAGUUUAAGAGCUAAGGCUAUAGGAAAAAAUGAAAUAUAACAGGAAUCAAUUAUCAUUAGUAAGAUGUGUACCAAUAUUUUAUAGCUUAAAAGGAUUACAUUAGCUCUUAUUGCAUUUCUGAAAAGUGAAAUUAAAAUAAGUAACCUAAGAAAUUAAAAUUUGUAAUUUGCCCUUGAAUUGGAAGGCCUGGAUAUGAGAGAAGGAAAACUACUCUAAGGGCUAUUUAAAAAUAUGUACUUAUUAGAAAAUCCAAGUUAGUGUUGUCUCCAUCAAGUGGUCUCCUUGAGGGAUUAGACAUAUAACACAGUGGUUGGUCCUAGCUCUGCCCCUCCAGCAUAUUCUCACCCAACAGUACAGAUGCUCCUAGUGAGUGAGAAGGUGGAGUUCAGUCAGUAGAGCCAAGUCUGGAUUAUAAAGUAAGAGACCCAGUGGGGCAAGGCCACUUUUGCAUGUUAACCCAGAUGGGAUUAUAAAGCAAGAAGAUGGAUGUCUUGUGUGGCUUACAAGUGGGGAUUAAGGCAAUCACAAAGGAGAAAUCCCAAAAAUGCGUAGCACAAUGGCAACACAGUGAGAACAAAAGUAUUUCUACUUCCAAGAUAGCUAGUAUAAAGGACACUUGUUUUAAAAAGUGUGUGGUUAUUUAAACAUUUCCUGUGGAAUUUGAAGUGCUUGUAUAUUAAAUACCAAUGCUUACUGCUUUUACUAGCAUCAAGUUAAGGGACACAUGAGAAAUGAAACAGUUCUAUGUCCCUGGUUUGAGAGCAAAGGGAGCUGAGGGGACUGUAGAUUAUGAUAGUAAAUAGAGCUUUAGUUACAACAUGAGAGAGGAUUCAUGAAGACUAGAAGAUAGCAGGAUAUGAAAAGAAAAAUCAAACAUCUUGAUGUUGAUGGGCUGCGUUCAAAUUAAGUACUUCAGUCCAUAAUCCAUCUUUAGUUUGGGUUAAUUUAACUAAUGGCCUCACUACCCCAGGAUUCAUGUUCUUUAGAAAUGACUUUUAUUCAGUUUCAAUAAACUGUGAGUCCCAUUGGUAUUUUACAAACAUGGUCAGAAUGCUCCAGAGAAGACUGAUGAAGAAUAUGUAGUCAUAUUCAAAUUCCAUAUUCUGAAGUUAUCCUCGUUCCUGAUGCUGCUGCAGUGCCCAGUCUCCACAUGCCAUGACCUAAGAACAGGAAGGAGAUCCCAAUGCCAACUCUGGGCGCCAACCUGGUUUCUGCGGCCAAUUCCAGCUAGCCACAGGGCAUUCCUCCCCACUGAUGGCCAGGGACCUGGCGCUCUUUCCCAGAAUGACUGAGUGGGGAGUGAUGGACAGUGAAAUGUUCUGUAAUGAUAAAGCUGCUUCAUGAUUAAAAUCAACUCUAAUGAU